Messenger RNA from Myotis davidii, 2883 nucleotides. It is a transcript of the gene TMOD2, whose product is annotated as tropomodulin 2. Gene Ontology annotation, biological process: myofibril assembly; muscle contraction; pointed-end actin filament capping. Gene Ontology annotation, molecular function: tropomyosin binding. Lineage: Eukaryota; Metazoa; Chordata; Mammalia; Chiroptera; Vespertilionidae. The transcript has 9 exons. The record is from RefSeq and is a predicted model, not a curated record. Bases 91 to 1146 code for a protein of 351 amino acids. Gene Ontology annotation, cellular component: myofibril; striated muscle thin filament.
GUGUUUCUUUCUUAUUAGUGGCAUUCUGAGGUCUCAGGACGCUGGCCCAUUUAAAUGUUCGCGGCCCAUGAGAAGGGCAUCUGAGAAACCAUGGCGCUCCCUUUUCAAAAAGAGUUGGAGAAAUAUAAGAACAUUGAUGAAGAUGAGCUUCUUGGAAAACUCUCAGAAGAGGAAUUGAAACACUUGGAAAAUGUUCUUGAUGACCUAGAUCCCGAGAGUGCCCUGCUACCAGCUGGCUUCCGACAGAAAGACCAGACACAGAAAGCAGCCACCGGCCCCUUUGACCGCGAGCACCUCCUCAUGUACCUGGAGAAGGAGGCUUUGGAACAGAAAGACAGGGAAGAUGUUGUGCCUUUCACUGGAGAAAAGAAAGGGAGAGUCUUUAUCCCCAAAGAGAAGCCCAUGGAAACGCGUAAAGAAGAAAAAGUGACCCUUGAUCCAGAACUGGAAGAAGCUUUGGCCAGUGCCUCCGACACUGAGCUCUACGAUCUUGCAGCUGUUCUUGGAGUCCACAAUUUGCUCAAUAACCCAAAAUUUGAUGAAGAAACACCCAACAGUAAAGGUGGCAAAGGGCCUGUGAGAAAUGUGGUCAAAGGUGAAAAGGUCAAGCCUGUAUUUGAGGAACCACCCAACCCCACAAAUGUGGAAGUAAGUCUGCAGCAGAUGAAAGCUAACGAUCCCAGCCUCCAAGAAGUCAAUCUCAACAACAUUAAGAACAUUCCAAUUCCAACCCUGAGAGAAUUUGCAAAGGCUCUGGAGACCAACACCCAUGUCAAGAAGUUCAGCCUGGCUGCCACCCGCAGCAAUGACCCUGUGGCAAUUGCUUUUGCAGAUAUGCUGAAAGUGAACAAGACCUUGAAAAGUCUAAACAUAGAAUCCAAUUUUGUAACUGGAGCUGGGAUCCUGGCCCUGGUGGAGGCACUAAGAGAAAAUGACACCUUGACAGAAAUCAAGAUCGACAACCAGAGACAGCAGUUGGGAACAGCCGUAGAGAUGGAAAUUGCCCAGAUGCUCGAGGAGAAUUCAAGGAUCCUCAAAUUUGGAUAUCAGUUUACCAAGCAAGGGCCUCGAACGAGGGUGGCAGCUGCCAUCACGAAGAAUAAUGACCUGGUUCGUAAAAAGCGAGUUGAAGGAGACCGAAAGUAAAUUUCUACAAGAAGCGAGGUUUCACCGCGGCAGCCAUUUAAAAAUGAACAAAAGCGCUUCUCCCCCACCGGGACUAUUUUAUCAAAGGUUGUUGAUUUCCGUUAACCACAAAACUAAUAUUUAAGUUUUAUUCUUUUUUUUAGCACUACUUAUUUAUCUGGGAUUUUUAAAUACAUACGAUUGUCUUAUUUGCUCAUGGGCACCUCUGGCAACUUGCACCAGUGGACGUAGGCAGGUCUUAGUGGGUGACAACGAUCGAAAAGGAGUUAACCACUUUCAUAUUGGGUUGUCUCGCUUACAUGAACUUUUUAUAACCACUGAAAGGCGUUGAGUAUGUAAGUGUGUUUGUAACUGAUUAUGAUAGAGGCCUAUCUCUGUUUACAUGCAUAGCUUUGAGUUAGGCCAAAUACAGCAGAAGUGUUCUGCUGACCAUAUAAGAAGUUAGUAUUGCCAAUCUUUCACUGGGUGAGAAAUGCAACCCAAUUUAGCACAAAUUCUUAGUUCCAGAAAUAUCACUGAAUGCACAUGCCCCACUGAUCAAAAAUCAAUGGGAUCAUCUUCAUAAAAACAAGACAGCAUUAUGAUACUUUAACAUAGCCUCAGUAAAGAAGUAUAAAGUGUUUAUUAACCCACAAAUAUAGCUUCAAGCCAGACUCACGGGUAGCAAAAUGAAUUGGCACACCUACCUUUACUAAUUAUUCAACAUAAAUGCAAUCUUUAACAUGACUCUGAUGGAUAACUUUUUACAAAGCUGUUUUAAAAUUCUCCAGACAGGAUGGGAUAUUUUUAAGUUUUAGUAAGAGGGAGGUUUUGAAACAAUACACAACCAAGUAAAACAAUAGUGAUUGUACAUUAAUCAAGGCUGUCUGAUACACAUGACCGCGUUAUUUUGGCAAAUUUCAGAAGGAUGUAUUGCUUUUUCUUUAGUGUAACAAGAUUGCAGGAUAAAAGGUGAACAUUCAAGUUAAUUAUACCGAUUUUAGUCUACAUGGCAUGAUCCAUCCAGAUACUUGCAAACAUCAGGAAAACGUGUGAAGGACCACUUAUCCAGAUGUUUGUCAUCUCAAGAACGAAGGCUGUGAACGUACCAUGGCAAUGAUUGCAUGGUAGUAUGCAUUAAUCUUUGCAGAGGUCAGAUGCUGAAAUAAGGAAACAAGUGACUACAGCCUUUGGCCCAAGUGCACACGUCUCUGAUAACUGUCAGUGCCCAAAGCUGUAAUUGGUGGCACUCUUAACACUAGCUUUUAUGUCUCCCUUCCUUAUUCCCUUCUCCCUUUCCUUCCAACUCUUCUCCUUUUUCUUUUCUCUGUAAUGCUGAGUCUUGUAAAGGCGGGAUUCCUAGUGCUGGUAACAGAUGGAGCUAAAGGGGUUGCUGACUCUGGCAGAGGUGGGCCCAGCCCAGGAUUUGUUUAGCAAUUGAGUCUUCCUGCAUUGCUUGAUAGCAGUAAAACAGGUUUUAAAAAUUGAUAAAUUAAUUCACAUAUCGUUCUUGCUAUAGGUAGAGCACAUGGAAACCGUUUCAGAUAGAUAGCCUUUAUAAAAUUGGACAUUUACCUGUAUUUUAAGUUCUCACCUCUGUAGCCCUGAAAUUCUUUGAAACAUCUCAUUUUCUUGAGAAUACUUUACAUUUUGGGGGGACUAAUGAGCAGAACAUAUUGACAUUUUUAGAACCCUAAAAAUUCUUUAGUUUUCCACUACGUCUCCCUAUCUAUACCAAAAAAAAAAAAAAAAGCACAG